Molecule: messenger RNA, 962 nt
Organism: Eufriesea mexicana
Lineage: Eukaryota; Metazoa; Arthropoda; Insecta; Hymenoptera; Apidae
Gene: Dic1
Product: Dicarboxylate carrier 1
Exons: 8
Coding region: 87-962 (291 amino acids)
Source: RefSeq, a predicted model, not a curated record
GUUUAGAUGUUAUAGGAAUAGUUACUAAUCAAGAAUGAUUUAAAAAUUCCAUUAAUGAUAUAAUUUGUAAAUAUAAUACAAAAAAUAUGGCAGAUAAAUCAAAAAAAUUAUCACGGUGGUAUUUUGGUGGGCUUUCUUCUGCAGGUGCUGCUUGUGUUACUCAUCCAUUAGAUUUGUUAAAGGUUCAUUUACAAACACAACAAAAAGGAAAAAUAUCCAUAGCACAACUAACAGUAUCUAUAAUAAGGAAUCAAGGAAUUUUAGCUUUGUACAAUGGAUUAAGUGCAUCUUUACUUCGUCAACUUACAUAUUCUACAAUAAGAUUUGGAGUAUAUGAAGUAGGGAAACAAACAUUUGAAAAAUCAGGACACACAAUGUUAUUUCAUCAAAAACUUUUAUUGGCUGGAUUCUCUGGGGCAACUGGUGGUGUCUUUGGAACACCAGGAGAUGUAAUUAAUGUUCGCAUGCAAAAUGACAUAAAACUUCCACCAGAACAAAGACGAAAUUAUAAGCAUGCUCUAGAUGGAAUAGUACGUAUAAUCCAAAAAGAAGGACUACAUAAAUUAUUUAGUGGAUGUUCUACAGCAACAUUAAGAGCUGCAUUAAUGAAUAUUGGGCAACUGAGCUUUUAUGAUCAAGUUAAAAUUACAUUAUUACAAACUGGUUAUUUUAAAGAUAAUCCUAUAACUCAUAUAGUAUCAAGUGUAUUUGCAGGUGCUGUAGCUACAACUCUUACACAACCAUUAGAUGUUUUAAAAACGCGAGCAAUGAAUGCUAAACCGGGAGAAUUUAAGAAUUUGGUGGAUCUAUUUUUGUAUACUGCUAAAUUAGGACCACUAGCAUUUUUUAAAGGAUACGUACCUGCUUUUAUCAGAUUAGCUCCACAAACUAUUCUUACUUUUGUCUUCUUAGAACAAUUAAAAUCUAAUUUUGGGUUCUAUCCUCCUAUUCCAAUGUCAUAA